ACUUCCCUUAUUCCCACCUUAAACGUUGCUUCUGGCAAGCGACAGAAGGAUAAAAUGGUUUCGUGGAUUAUAUCCAGAGUUGUCGUGCUUUUCUUUGGCACGCUUUAUCCAGCAUAUUACUCCUACAAAGCAGUCAGGACCAAGUGUGUAAAAGAAUACGUGCGGUGGAUGAUGUAUUGGAUUGUGUUUGCUCUUUAUACUGUAGCAGAGACCAUCGCAGACCUCUCCAUAGCAUGGUUUCCGUUGUACUACGAGUUAAAAAUGUGUGUGGUGAUCUGGUUGGUGUCGCCGUACACCAGAGGAGCCAGUCUGAUCUUCAGGAAGUUCCUGCACCCACUGCUGGCCUCAAGAGAGAGGGAGAUAGAUGAUUACAUUGUUCAGGCCAAAGAGAAGAGUUAUGAGACCAUGGUGAACUUUGGAAGGCAAAGCCUCAGCGUCGCUGCUUCAGUCGCCGUCACUGCUGCUGUCAAGGGACAGGGUGCCAUCAGCGAGCGUCUCAGGAGCUUUAGUAUUCCUGACCUCUCCCAGGUUCCUUCCAGCCAAUCAGCAUUCGCCAAGCCAGCCAAUCAGAGUGCAGACCCCAGGACCCAGGGCUCUGAGUACAAACAGGCAGGACAUGGGGAGGAAGUAGACGGAAUGUUUUCUGAGGAUGACUCAUCGCUGGCAAAGGGUCUGCGCAGAACCCAGAGUGUGAAGAUGAGUCGUGCUAAAGUUGUACGCAAAGAGUCUCGUUACGGCUCCCUGAAAAUUAAAACCAGAAGGAGGCCAGUGAUCACUGCCAACACGUUCGAACAGCCAUGAUGAACAGAAAACAUACCAUAAACCAGCUUGGAUCAUCCCCUUGGGCAAACCGCAAAUGAACAAACUUUGCAUGAACAGGCCUAGUCCUUUUUUUUUUUUUUUUUUUUUUUUUUAAACCACCCCGACCACCCUCUGUAUGAACAGGCCAGGUCAUUAUGUGUCACUGAACAAACCUUGCAUGAAAAAACCCUCAUCAUCCUGUAAUGCAUCAGCAAAGUAUGAACAGUUAGUCAUUCCUUAACACCCACUAAACAGGCCGAGUCAUCGCACAGCACAGCUUUGGUAUGAACAGACCUGAUCAUCCUGCAGCACAUACCAUAAAAACCGCUAUAGAAAGAGGUCUAGUCAAUCCUUCAUAGAAUGGAAGGAUCCUCUGUAUAACUAGGACAGAUUAUGCAAUAACACACCACAAAAGCAUCUGCAUCAAUAGGCCUAGUCAUUCUCUAACACACCACUGAGGACUGUACUAAAGGUGAUUUAACGGAUAUCAUCAUUCCAGAAGACACCUCAAGAGCCUCUAUGAACAUCUAUGUCAUAUGCUGAUGAUGUAACCUAUUUCUGAGUAGCACCCGUAUCCGUAUACCUGAUCAUUCCUCAACACACACCACAGAAACCACUAUAUUAACAAGUCAAAUCAAUCUGUAACACACAGCAGAAGCAGAGUGUAAUGUCAAACGCAUCACAAAAACCAUCUGUGUCAACAGGCCUGUCGUUCUGUAUCAUUCGUCCAACAAACCCGAGGAUCAGAACGAUGUUGCCUUUGUAUAACAACAGAGAUGAUCAGCUAAAGAUCAAACGACACCUAAAGAGCCUCGAGGAACAGUCCUGAUUAGAUCGUUUGAAAAUAUACUAAAGGGAAACAUCUAACAGACCCUGUCAUCAUAUCAUGUAAUACAAAUCCAUAAUGCCAGUGUAGGAACAAGAUCUGUCGUUCCCGUGUGGGUGGCAUGGUCGCCUCACAGCAAGAAGGUUCCGGGUUCGAACCCAGCGGCCGGCGAGGGCCUUUCUGUGUGGAGUUUGCAUGUUCUCCCCGUGUCUGCGGUUUCCCCCACAAUCCAAAGACAUGCAGUUAGGUUGACGUGGGGCGGCCUUGGGCUGAGGUGCCCUUGAGCAAGGUACCUGAUCCCUGACUGCUCCCCGGGCGCUCUAGUGUGGCUGCCCACUGCUCUGAGUGUGUGCGUGUGUUCACUGCUUCAGAUGGGUUAAAUGCAGAGGAUGAAUUUCACUGUGCUUGAAGUGUGUGUGUGACGAAUAAAGGUUUCUUCUUCUCUAACACACACCCAAGGAUCCUCUAUAGGAACAGCUUCAUCAGUCUGUAACACACAUUCAGUGAGCGUAGAUAUAAACAGGCUUCAUCAUUCUGUAACAAACCAAAGGACCUUCUAUACGAACAGGCUUUAUCAUUUCAUCAUUCCGUAAUAAACCCAAGGACCUUCUAUACAAAUAGGCUUCAUGAUUUCAUCAUUCUUUAACAAACCCAAGGACCUUAUUAUGAACGGGCUUCAUCAUUUCCUCAAACCAUAACAAACCCAAGGACCUUACUAUGAACGGGCUUCAUCAUUUCAUCAAACCGUAACAAGCCCAAAGACCUUAUUAUGAACGGGCUUCAUCAUUUCAUCAAACCGUAACAAACCCAAAGACCUUAUUAUGAACGGGCUUCAUCAUUUCAUCAAACCAUAACAAACCCAAAGACCUUACUAUGAACGGGCUUCAUCAUUUCAUCAAACCAUAACAAACCCAAGGACCUUAUUAUGAACGGGCUUCAUCAUUUCCUCAAACCGUAACAAACCCAAAGACCUUAUUAUGAACGGGCUUCAUCAUUUCAUCAAACCGUAACAAACCCAAAGACCUUAUUAUGAACGGGCUUCAUCAUUUCAUCAAACCGUAACAAACCCAAAGACCUUAUUAUGAACGGGCUUCAUCAUUUCCUCAAACCAUAACAAACCCAAGGACCUUAUUAUGAACGCGCUUCAUCAUUUCAUCAAACCGUAACAAACCCAAGGACCAUACUAUGAAUGGGCUUCAUCAUUUCCUCAAACCAUAACAAACCCAAAGACCUUAUUACGAACGGGCUUCAUCAUUUCAUCAUUCCGUAACAAACCCAAGGACCUUACUACGAACGGGCUUCAUCAUUUCAUCAUUCCGUAACAAACCCAAGGACCUUACUAUGAACGGGCUUCAUCAUUUCAUCAUUCCGUAACAAACCCAAGGACCUUACUACAAACGGGCUUCAUCAUUUCAUCAUUCCGUAACAAACCCAAGGACCUUAUUAUGAACGGGCUUCAUCAUUUCAUGAAACCAUAACAAACCCAAGGACCUUAUUAUGAACGGGCUUCAUCAUUUCAUGAAACCGUAACAAACCCAAGGACCUUAUUAUGAACGGGCUUCAUCAUUUCAUCAAACCGUAACAAACCCAAAGACCUUAUUAUGAACGGGCUUCAUCAUUUCAUCAAACCGUAACAAACCCAAGGACCUUAUUAUGAAUGGGCUUCAUUUCAUCAUUCCGUAAUAAACCCAAGGACCUUCUAUAUGAAUAGGCUUCAUGAUUUCAUCAUUCCGUAACAAACCCAAAGACCUUAUUAUGAACGGGCUUCAUCAUUUCAUCAAACCGUAACAAACCCAAGGGCCUUAGGGCCUCUACAUGCUCUUGCGACAAGGCUUUCGCAGAUAGCUUUUCGCAGACAGUUGUAAUUUAUCGUUGAGCGGGGAGUAAUAGGCGUGCGCGAUGUUAUUCACCGCCACAACGCAAGGGGGUGCGAAGUCGCGAAAUCGCUAGGAGAAGUUGGUGGGUGUGGUUAGUUGAGUGUUUAUCCUCCGGUUACUUAUAAUGACUAGAACUGGAGUCGUAUAGAUGUACGUACUUCCUUACUUCCUCGAUCAGCCGCUCUUCGUGCUGCUCCAUCUUUGCUCGUGUUUUUAAAAAUGGCGGUAGUGAAAACAAAACAAACCGGGAAAGUAGGGAAGCGGAAGUGCGUGUACAGCAGAUGUAGAGUGGACCAAUCAGAGCCCUCUUGUCUGCGACGCUGUCUGCGAGGCUUCUGCGGUGGUCACAAUUUUUGGGAGGUGCACGCAGGGUGUCUGCGAAGGGGGGGGGGGACUACGCAGGCGCCAUCUGCGAUGCCAUCUGCGAGGACUGCGUUGUCAGCAUAAAUUGGCCUUUACUAUGAACGGGCUUCAUCAUUUCAUCAAACCGUAACAAACCCAAGGACCUUAUUAUGAACGGGCUUCAUCAUUUCAUCAAACUGUAACAAACCCAAGGACCUUAUUAUGAAUGCGCUUCAUCAUUUCUUCAAACCGUAACAAACCCAAGGACCUUACUAUGAACGGGCUUCAUCAUUUCAUCAAACCGUAACAAACCCAAGGACCUUAUUAUGAACGGGCUUCAUCAUUUCCUCAAACCUUGACAAACCCAAGGACCUUAUUAUGAACGGGCUUCAUCAUUUCAUCAAACCGUGACAAACCCAAGGACCUUAUUAUGAACGGGCUUCAUCAUUUCCUCAAACCGUAACAAACCCAAGGACCUUACUAUGAACGGGCUUCAUCAUUUCCUUAAACCGUAACAAACCCAAGGACCUUAUUAUGAAUGGGCUUCAUCAUUUCUUCAAACCGUAACAAACCCAAGGACCUUACUAUGAACGGGCUUCAUCAUUUCUUCAAACCGUAACAAACCCAAGGACCUUAUUAUGAACGGGCUUCAUCAUUUCAUCAAACCGUAACAAACCCAAGGACCUUAUUAUGAACGGGCUUCAUCAUUUCAUCAAACCGUAACAAACCCAAGGACCUUACUAUGAACGGGCUUCAUCAUUUCAUCAAACCGUAACAAACCCAAGGACCUUACUAUGAACGGGCUUCAUCAUUUCUUCAAACCGUGACAAACCCAAGGACCUUAUUAUGAACGGGCUUCAUCAUUUCAUCAUUCCGUAACAAACCCAAGGAUAUUUUUACAUGAAUUUUUUGUUUUUUAUUCUGUAACCUACCUGAGGAACCUCUAUAUGAAUGGGGUUAGUCAUUCCAUAACACACCAGACGAUGAUGAUCAUCAAUAUGAACAGGCUUUGUCAUUUUCCAAGGAUCUUAAAUACAAACGGACUUCGUUGUUCCAUCAUUACACACCAGAUGAUCCUCUCUAUAAAUGGGAUUCGUCAUUCCGUAAAACACACCUGAGCGUCUACUAUAUGAAUGGGCUUCAUCAUUACAUAGCGAAUACACCUGAGGAGUCUUGAAAACUUUUUUUUUUUCCUAGGUUAUCCCUUAACACAUUCUAAUAUUAAACAUUUAGUCUGAAACUAAACAUCAGCACAACAUUUUAGCCUGGGAACCCGAUCACUCGUGUUUAUUACCUUUAGUUGCUUUGCGUCCUCGUAACUUUAUAUAAAAAUAUAAGGCUGCUAGAAAAGGCUGCAUCAUUCAGUGCUAAGUAAUGAAAUCAAAUCAAUACUGGCCUAAAAUGCUGGAUAACAUUUAACAUAAACACGCCGUGAAGAUGUGUAACGCUGACUGACAAUUUUCUUAAUUUUUUGGGAUCAUCGUUUCGCAUCUUAAGCACUUUCUAUUAAAAGAUAAUAUUAUGGGAUGUCGUCAUAGCAACGUCUUUUGAAACAGUUCUGACCUUUAUUAAUAUGUGUAUCAGAUCAGGAUAUUAUUUAUUUACGAUAUUUAGAUUAAGACCAAAUUCUUAUAAGAGCAUGUCUGUAUCGUACAUUCAUUUCCACUUUGAGAAUGGGAGACACAAUGACACACAUCCAGUCGUGUUUCAUAAACGCUGGUCUUUAUUUUAUUUCAGCACUCCGCUCGUUUCCAGCAGGGACAGCAGUGAUGAUAUUGUUUCGGUUUGAGUUUUGUUGCAAUACCAAAAAGUGGCCUUUAUUUCCUGAAUGGAAUGAAGCCUGAGCUCAUAUUCAGCACUUCUCCAACACUGACGUACCCAUUUCCUGUCUGGAAGUCGUAAUGCUCGGCGGCAUGUUUACAAUUUAGUCUUUGUGUUUUUGUUUUUUGCUUUUUUUUUUUCCGUCUUGUACAUUGUAAUAGUGCUUUGUUUAGGGCAUGUGCAGAUAAUUUUAUCAUCAACACAAUGUUGUGUUGUUUUUGUUUCAAAUGUCGUGUAUUCCUGUGUUCGAUUCAGAAGGAGUCGAUUUUCAAAGGCACCAUUUUGAGGAGCGCUUUGUGCUCCAAAUCCUGAAGGCCGUAUCCCAUAAUACGGUUCACAUGACAAGAAUUGCCUCAAUGUUCAGAAGCUAUGGCAGAAGUAAACUAACCAUUUAUGAAAUACAA
This is a messenger RNA of Neoarius graeffei (lesser salmon catfish), 6071 nucleotides long. It is a transcript of the gene reep3a, whose product is annotated as receptor accessory protein 3a. The record is from RefSeq and is a predicted model, not a curated record. Gene Ontology annotation, biological process: endoplasmic reticulum tubular network organization. Bases 55 to 801 code for a protein of 248 amino acids. Gene Ontology annotation, molecular function: microtubule binding. The transcript is spliced from 8 exons. NCBI's taxonomy places the organism in Eukaryota, Metazoa, Chordata, Actinopteri, Siluriformes, Ariidae. Gene Ontology annotation, cellular component: cytoplasmic microtubule; endoplasmic reticulum tubular network; endoplasmic reticulum membrane.